Messenger RNA from Macrosiphum euphorbiae (potato aphid), 675 nucleotides. NCBI's taxonomy places the organism in Eukaryota, Metazoa, Arthropoda, Insecta, Hemiptera, Aphididae. The record is from the annotation of a GenBank genome assembly.
AUGUUAAUGUACAUGGUAUUUGUAAUGGCUGUGGUACGCGUGGGAACCGAUACUACACCUUUUACGGAUAAGGAACUCAUCAAGAAUUUUAAUUCAGUGAAGGAUCUUGUUCAAAUUAACUUGAAUUUAACGCUGCAGUCAGGAUCGGCUCCCUGUGGCUUUGAUACCAAUACCAACUUGUCGAAAUGGACAUCCAUAAUUGAUUAUAUAAAAAAAACCAGUAUGAGAGGGGUACACAAUUCGGUCAAGAAAAAAUUUAGUUUAACAGACCCAUGCUCGUCUGAAAAUGAAGAGAAUAUGUUAAAAGCAAAGUACAAAUUGUAUGUAAAUUACAACGGGUCGAGUUUUGACAUCGAGUUGAACAUUAGCAUGGUGUACAUAGGAGGCUAUCAAAGAUAUCAGAUUUGCCCAGGAAGUUCAUCAUUAAACAAUAACUUAAAAAAUAAACAAGAAAUUAUAUUCUCCACCACAUACCACUCAAGGAUGUUUCAUAAGAUCAUGGUCGUUUACAAAAGUAGCUGGAACGGUUACCUAGUGAUUGAGGUUUUUCCUACUAUAGUAACAGUUGUGAUAUAUCCACCUAGUGGUAAAGCAAUUUAUGAAGAUUACGAAUUGGAAUUUUUCAUUCUAGAAGUAUUUCAAGACAUCGAAGAUAUAUGUGCGACUUUUAAGUAA